AGUCGCAGUCGAGGGCCCGGCGAGCACGUCGAGCGCUGCAGCAAGGCAGUUUUGCGCUCGCAGCCAUGCCGCUCAAAGCCGUCAAGACGGCGAAGUUCGCUGUCUUAGAUGCCGGCGGCCUCAAGCCGGCUAAGCCAGCAGCCGCACCAAGGCAAGCUCCAGCAGCCGCCGCCGCGCCGCCCGCCGGCGUGACAGUCAUAGACGACGACGCGGCGAACGUUGUAUUGGCGAAGCUCAAUGAACUAAAUAUCGCGCACCGGACCUACGCGCACGUCGCCGUGCCGACGGUCGACGAGCAAAGAGCCGCAUUGGGUUCAUUGCCCGGUGUAUUAACGAAGAACCUGUUACUGAAAGACAAGAAGGCGGGCACCUUCCUCGUGACGGUCGCCGCGGACCGGCACGUGGACAUGAAGAAGCUGCCUACCUUAUUAGGUAUCAAGGCCAAUGCGAACCUGCGACUGACCGAUCCCAGUAUUCUGGGCGUGGAGAAAGGAGCUGUCUCUCCCUAUGCCGCUAUAAAUGAUACCAAAGGUGUUGUCACCGUCGCGUUGGACUCGGAGCUCGUGAAUUCCACAGCGAACAUCAACACGCACCCUCUGCGGUCGGAUCGGACCGUCUCCGCCUCCCCACAAGACGUAGUAGCUUUCCUGGAGGCCGUGCAGCACGCGCCGAAGAUCCUGGAUUUCGGCGGCACGAGCUCUGCACCACCGCCGCCGAAAGCAAAGGCCGUCGCGGCGAAGCCCUACAAAAAGCAGGAGAAACCCGUCAAGCCCCAGCAACAAACAAAGUCGAGGAACAAGAAGGGCAGCAAGGAAACCUUGGAUAGGAUAGUGGCCUCCAAAACGGGCGACUUCGCGGCCUGGUACGGCGAAGUAAUUACGAAGUCCGAGAUGAUCGAGUACGGGAAAAUCUCGGGCUGCUACAUCUUGAGACCCUGGUCCUUUGGGGUGUGGGAGCAGAUCCAGAAGGCGCUGGACGGGUGGAUCAAGGAGGAGCCCCUCGAGGUGCAGAACUGCUACUUUCCGCUCUUCGUGACCAAGGGAGCACUCGAGGCCGAGGAGGACCACGUCGAGGGCUUCGCGCCGGAGGUCGCCUGGGUGACGAAGAGCGGUGAGACCGAUCUAGCCGAACCGAUCGCCAUAAGACCGACCAGUGAAACGAUCAUGUACCCGGAGUUCGCCAAGUGGUUACGAUCGCACCGCGACCUGCCUCUCAAGCUCAACCAGUGGUGUUCGGUGGUAAGGUGGGAGUUCAAGUACCCCACUCCGUUCCUUAGAUCGAGAGAGUUCCUGUGGCAGGAGGGCCACACGGCGCACUACACGCUCGAGGAAGCCGACGAGAUGGUCUACGCUAUCCUAGAGUUGUAUCGGAGGGUCUACGAGGAGAUUCUGGCCGUGCCCGUGAUCCCAGGAACGAAGACCGAGGCCGAGAAGUUCGCUGGUGGUCUGAGGACGACGACGGUGGAAGCUUAUAUUGCUGGGUCGGGUAGAGCCAUCCAAGGUGCUACCAGUCACAACCUAGGCCAGAACUUCGGCAAGAUCUACAAUAUCGCCGUCGAAGGCGAAGGCGGCAAAAAGACGAUCCCCUGGCAGACGUCCUGGGGGCUCACGACGCGGUCGAUCGGUGUGAUGGUCAUGGUCCAUUCGGAUGACCAGGGGUUAGUACUACCCCCAAAAGUGGCUCCGGUGCAAGUCGUGGUCGUCCCGAUCGUCUCGAAGACGUGUCCUCUGUCGCAGUUGCAAUCAUUUAUCGAUCAAGUCAAAAAGGAGCUCAAAAAUGCUUCCAUAAGAUGUAAAGUGGAUGACAGAGGAAACCAGUCGCCGGGCUGGAAGUACAACCACUGGGAGCAGAAGGGCGUGCCGCUGCGAUUGGAGGUCGGGCCGCGAGAUGCCGCGGCAAACACGGUCAUGGUCGUGCGAAGGGUCGACGGUGUGAAAGCCUCAAAGCCCGUCAAUGGUCUGGGUAGCGCUAUUCGGGCCGAGUUGGAUGAUAUCCACCAGGUCAUGUUCGCCAAGGCAUCUGCAGCAAGGGAUUCGAAGGUCGUGCAGGUCACGUCCUGGAGCGACUUCGUCCCUGCGUUAAAUGACGACUGUUUAGUAUUAACGCCGUGGUGCUCGCCUAAGAAUCAGGAGGCGGAGGACCAGGUCAAGGAGCGGUCGCGGGAAGAGUCGCUGGCUCUGUUGGGCCUCGAGGCGGAGGAUGAACGGACGGCGACCUCAUUGGCCGCGAAAACUUUAUGCGUGCCGCACGAUCAACCUCCGCUCCCGGCGGGUACCAAGUGCUUCUUUACCGGUGAAGAAGCGACGUGCUGGUGCCUCUGGGGGCGUUCUUACUAAGAGAGUGGUUAGUCUUU
Messenger RNA from Pelagomonas calceolata, 2353 nucleotides. NCBI's taxonomy places the organism in Eukaryota, Pelagophyceae, Pelagomonadales, Pelagomonadaceae. The record is from the annotation of a GenBank genome assembly.